Messenger RNA from Eremothecium sinecaudum, 1761 nucleotides. It is a transcript of the gene SMN1, whose product is annotated as Smn1p. Gene Ontology annotation, molecular function: hydrolase activity. Gene Ontology annotation, biological process: nucleotide catabolic process. Lineage: Eukaryota; Fungi; Ascomycota; Saccharomycetes; Saccharomycetales; Saccharomycetaceae. Gene Ontology annotation, cellular component: cytosol. Bases 1 to 1761 code for a protein of 586 amino acids. The transcript has a single exon. The record is from RefSeq and is a predicted model, not a curated record.
AUGUUAGUUCUUCCAUUCCUUCUUAGAGCUAUCGAAGCUCUUCCAUUGAAGCAAGAGUGCCCUUAUACAUUACCGAAUAACGGUGUAACUGACAUAAUCAUUAGAGAAGUGAAAAUUGGGCAGUUAAAUUUCCUCCAUACAACUGACACCCAUGGAUGGAUGGGAUCCCAUUUGAACCAACCUGACUACGAUGCUAAUUGGGGCGACUAUGCGUCUUUCAUAGAACGUUUUCAGCAAAAUCGUAUCGGUGACUCGGACCUUCUUAUUGUUGAUACAGGGGACAAGCGCAAUGGUAAUGGAUUAAGUGACGCGUAUAAACCUUUGGGGUUGUACACAAGCAAAGUUUUUAAUGAAGUUGAUUUUGACUUGUUAACUUUGGGUAACCAUGAAUUAUACGACGAGAGCGUAACUCUUAUGGAAUAUUACGAGACUGCACUCAAUAUUAAAUUCCUAGAAAAAUACGUAUCCAGUAAUGUAGAAUUUCUAAAAGAAGAUGGUAGUCUGGUUCCAUUCGGAAAGAAAUACCGGUAUUUUGAAACCCCCAAUCAGAAACUUAGGAUUUUAGCGUUCUCAUUUAUGUUCAAAUUUCAGAAAGCAAAUCGUCGCGCUAAAGUGACACCAAUUAUGGACGAGGUUGUUAAGCCUUGGUUCACCGACGUGCUGCAAAAAUACCCGCAAGAAACCGUUGACGUUAUUGUUGUUUUCGGCCACAUACCAGUUUCGGGCCCUGAGAGCCUUGAAUUGCAAGAUUUGCACACAUACUUGAGAGAAGUCUAUCCAGACACAGUGAUUCAAUAUCUAGGUGGUCAUACUCACAUUAGAGACUUCGUAGUACUUGAUAACAAAGCCACUGGUCUUCAAAGCGGCAGAUUCGCGGAAACCGUUGGAUUUAUUUCUAUUGACAAUGUCACCGCUGAAACACCAACAUUUAGCAGAAGGUAUAUUGACUUCAACAUUAAGUCUUUCCUACAUCACGCAAACCUUGAUAACAGGGUAGAGUUUGGUACCAAUAAAGGUUUGGUCCUUUCAAAGACAAUAGACAAAAUUCGUGACAUUUUAAACUUAACUGAAGUGUAUGGACGUGUGCCAGAAACCUACUACAUGGAUGCUGUCCCAUUCACUUCUUCCAACAACAUUUAUAACUUCUUAUCCCAAAAGGUCCUCCCAACAUUAGAGAAGAAAGACCCAUCAAUAACUAGAAUGAUUUUAAUUAAUAGCGGUGCAAUUAGGUAUGACUUGUACAGUGGAAACUUCACCAGUGAAAUCGAAUACGUUGUCUCGCCCUUCGAAAAUACGUGGCUGUAUACGGAGGUUCCGCUAGCCCUAGCUGAAGCUGCAAGGGAUAUAAUGAAUCAAGGAACGAACAAUAUUGCGAUUAGAUCAAGCCUUGUUGCUGAAAGGGAAAGGAAGACAUGUCCAUUCGUCGAAAACGAUACGCUUACACUUGGGUACACUACUGCUGAUGACUUGGGAUGCGACGGAGAUGAUACACCCCACAGCAGCUACGGUUCAUACCCUGUCCCAAAUAUUAUAGAUUCUGUCCAAUGGAAUGCCGACUCUAAGGACAAGAAUCAAACUAUACACUUGGUGUUCUACAGUUUCUUGCGUAAUUCUGUUUUAUCCGCUAUGAAUACUGCAAAUCAGAGACUAAAUAUUACAAGCCAAAAGUAUGGCGACAAUAAUAUUAAAACCUAUGGCGGGUUAUCAACCAAACAAUUAUUGCGGACUUAUAUAGGAAGCAUCACACCAAAGUAUACAUAA